AUGGCGCCGCAACAGCCAAAUUUUGGGCUCUUUGUGGGUUUGAACAAAGGGCAUAUCACUACCAAGAAAGAGCUUGCACCACGCCCCUCUGAUAGAAAGGGGAAAACCAGUAAGCGAGUACAUUUUGCCAGAAGUCUCAUUAGGGAAGUUGUUGGGUUUUCUCCUUAUGAGAAGCGAAUCACGGAGCUUCUUAAAGUUGGAAAAGACAAGCGUGCACUGAAAGUUGCUAAAAGAAAGUUGGGCACCCACAAGAGAGCAAAGAGGAAGCGUGAGGAGAUGGCAUCCGCUCUUCGAAAAAUGAGAGCUCCUGGAGGUGGAGAGAAGAAGAAAUAGGCAAUUGAAUUUCCACAUAGACCUUUUUAGCGAAGGAGUAAC
This is a messenger RNA of Sesamum indicum (sesame), 375 nucleotides long. The record is from RefSeq and is a predicted model, not a curated record. Lineage: Eukaryota; Viridiplantae; Streptophyta; Magnoliopsida; Lamiales; Pedaliaceae.